AUGGUUAAUGAAAUGGGUCCUCCAUGGUUGAAGUCAAUGCUUAAAAGUGAUUAUUUCUUUCCGUGUCCGUCCCAUUCGGAUUCAAAUAAAAGUGAAUGCAAUAUGUAUUGCUUGGAUUGCAUGGGAAAUGCAUUUUGUUCUUACUGUUUGAUCCAUCAACAGGGUCAUCGCCUUGUUCAGAGAUUAAGAGCAACAAAACUUAAGAUUUUAGCUCAAGUCGUAAAAUAUGGGCGACUUGAAAAAGUUCUGCAAUUUGAAACCAUCUCAAUAAAUCUUGCACCAGCUCCCAACAUUGCUCAUGUCAAUUGUGGGAAUUGCCGCACAACGCUUACGUACCCAUAUGGUGCUCCAUCUGUCAAAUGCGCUGUUUGUCAGUAUAUCACUAAUGUCAAUAUGUGUAAUGUUAGGGUCCCCAUUCCCAUGCAUCGGCCAAAUGGAGCACCUUCUUCAGCAUCAAUGCCCUCUAGUUCAGCAGAUUUACCAAAUUCUCAGAGUCAAACUGUCGUCGUGGAAAAUCCCACGUCCGUUGACAAGAGUGGCAAAUUGGUAAGCAACCUCGUUGUCGGUGUUACAAUGGAUAAAAAAUGA
Fraxinus pennsylvanica is the source of this 588-nucleotide messenger RNA. Lineage: Eukaryota; Viridiplantae; Streptophyta; Magnoliopsida; Lamiales; Oleaceae. The record is from the annotation of a GenBank genome assembly.